CGGACUAUAUAAGACCUGACGGCGAGUACCAGUCAUCAGUAUCUCCCUACUCGAACCAACAUGAAGUUUUUGAUCAUCGCCGCUGUAGCCGCUGUGGCCGUCGCCGCCCCUCAGUACAGCUACGGCCCUCCUCCCAAUGACUCAAGCGAAGAGGUUGAGGUAGUGCCUAUCCUGAGGGACGACCGUGUCCAUGAAGAAGAUGGCAGGUACAACCUCCACGUGGAGACUGGCAACGGCAUCGUCCUGUCCCAGUCUGGCUCUCCCGACGGUCCUGAUGGAGCUGUGGUUAAAACUGGAGAAUACUCCUACACUGCUCCUGACGGCACUCCCGUCGUUGUGAAGUUCGUCGCCGACGAAAACGGCUACCAGCCCCAGUCUGACUUGCUGCCAGUGGCACCCGCCUUCCCCCACCCAAUCCCUCAGUUCGUGCUGGACCAGAUCGCUUUCGCUGCUGAGGAGGACGCUGCCCGCGCCCGCUCUGUUUCCUCAGAGGAAGUCAGCGCCCCUGCCCGGUACUACGGCUCCCCUCAGUAAAUGAUAUACUAUGUGCAUUUCAGGAUUUAUUUAUUACAUACAUAUUUGAUCAAAAUAAAUAUAUUACACUGAAA
Homarus americanus (American lobster) is the source of this 608-nucleotide messenger RNA. RefSeq names its product cuticle protein AMP1A-like. Gene Ontology annotation, molecular function: structural constituent of chitin-based larval cuticle. Gene Ontology annotation, cellular component: chitin-based extracellular matrix. NCBI's taxonomy places the organism in Eukaryota, Metazoa, Arthropoda, Malacostraca, Decapoda, Nephropidae. The transcript is spliced from 3 exons. The record is from RefSeq and is a predicted model, not a curated record. Bases 61 to 534 code for a protein of 157 amino acids.